AUGAUUCAUAACUUAUUAAUAAUAGUAUUUUUUGCUUUAUGGACUUUCCUUUUUAUCCUUUUGAUCUUAAUAGGCUAUUUUCUAGAAAAAAAAUAUAAGUUAGCAGCCAUAACUCCUGAGGUUAAACAAUAAACACCAUAAGAUAGUGUGGUUUAUAUUAAUCAUAUGUUAAUUUCUAACAUUUAGAAGCAGUCUUAGUAAAAGAAUGAUAGUUAAUUGGUGGAGGAAUUGGUGAGCAACCAAAGAACAAUCUCAUAAUAAAAGAUUCAAGAGUAGGUUAGUAAGAAUGAAGUUAAAAUUGAAUACACAUCAACCUAAAAGGAAUCAACUGCUAAGGUGCAAUAAAUGAAGGCCAAUAAAUAAUAGAAAUAGACACCAACAUAGACUAUAUUCUCAAGAAAACCUAUCAUAGGAAUUCUGGAAGGAAUGGAUACUCUGUAAUCUACGAAUCGAAAAAGUGUACGAUCAAGAUAGUCAGCAAAUAAUAGUGAGAGAAACAGCGUUUUUGGAUCGAGUUUGAAUUAACAACACAUCAACCAAGCAAAGAUACAUUCAAGUUCAACUUUUUAGACGAAUGGAAAUUUACUUGGUAUCUAGAAUGAUUAAAUUCCCAAACCAGCCAAGGAAUAUUAUAAAUGUAAUUCAUUUGCUAAAAUAUUUUACAGUCACAAGAUUGGAUUAUCAAGAAUUUUUAUGCUUUCAUAAAUUUAUUUUCGACAAAUGCUUUGCUUCGAAAUUUGUGGAGCAUUAUUACUAUUUGACUCACAAUUAUAGUAUUAUUAUAUCAUGGGAUCUUCAUGUGGAGCAUAUAUGGGUCUCAAAAUAUUCGACUAUUACAUGAUUAAAUGUAUAUGCAAGGAUGGGAGAGGUUGCCUUGUCAGAUUGAUUAGUUAUUUGAUGUGGGCAAGCGAAUUGGCUAUUUUAGUCUUGGGAAUCAUGUAUUAUGAAGUUAAUAAUUUCAUUUGUCUGCAAUAUUAUGCUCCUAGUUUAGUUUUGGAGUUAUUUAUUAUAGACCCAAUGAGAUAUUUCUUAAUUAAAAAUUGCUAGGCCUAACCAAGAAUCAUAAUAAAUAAGAAGUCAUAGAUUAUUAAAUGA
Molecule: messenger RNA, 1095 nt
Organism: Paramecium tetraurelia
Lineage: Eukaryota; Ciliophora; Oligohymenophorea; Peniculida; Parameciidae
Exons: 2
Source: RefSeq, a predicted model, not a curated record